AUGAAUUGGCGAUCAGAACAUAUAUGGAUAGAACCUAUAAUGGGGUCUCGAAAAACAAGUAAUUUUUUCUGGGCCUGUAUCCUUUUUUUAGGUUCACUAGGAUUCUUAGUGGUUGGAACUUCCAGUUAUCUUGGUAGGAAUCUGAUAUCCGUAUUUCCAUCUCAGCAAAUUAUUUUUUUUCCACAAGGGAUCGUGAUGUCUUUCUAUGGGAUCGCAGGUCUAUUCAUUAGCUCCUAUUUGUGGUGCACAAUUUCAUGGAAUGUAGGUAGUGGUUAUGACCGAUUCGAUAGAAAGGAAGGAAUAGUGUGUAUUUUUCGUUGGGGAUUUCCUGGAAUAAAUCGUCGCAUCUUCCUUCGCUUAUUUAUGAGAGAUAUCCAAUCCAUCAGAAUGGAGGUUAAAGAGGGUCUUUAUCCUCGUCGUGUCCUUUAUAUGGAAAUUAGAGGCCAAGGAGCCAUUCCCUUGACUCGUACUGAUGAGUAUUUUACUCCACGAGAAAUUGAACAAAAAGCUGCCGAAUUGGCCUAUUUCUUGCGCGUACCAAUUGAAGUAUUUUGA
Messenger RNA from Phoenix dactylifera (date palm), 555 nucleotides. The record is from the annotation of a RefSeq genome assembly. Lineage: Eukaryota; Viridiplantae; Streptophyta; Magnoliopsida; Arecales; Arecaceae.